UCUUCUCCCACCUUUAUAUGACUUUGUCAGGAGCCCCCAUUGCAUGCAUCCAAUCUGAGUAUCCUGAGACAAAAAAAAGUGAUGGUGAUGAGAAUGGCAUACAUGAUAUACAUUCCAUGGCUCUUGGUAGCUCAGUUUCUGCUACUAGUCCCUUUAACCACAAGUAAAGUUCCAGCAAUCAUAGUGUUUGGAGACUCAUCUGUGGAUGCAGGAAACAACAACGCCAUUCCGACUCUUCUCAAGAGCAAUUUCAAGCCUUAUGGGCGUAAUUUUCCCGGCGGCCGCGCCACUGGACGGUUCUGCAACGGCCGCGUUCCGCCGGACUUCAUUUCUGAGGCUUAUGGGCUCAAACCAUUAAUACCUGCCUACUUGGAUCCUGCCUACACUAUAGCAGAUUUUGCCACUGGAGUUUGCUUUGCUUCUGCAGGCACAGGCUAUGACAAUGCAACUUCUGCUGUAUUAAAUGUGAUACCAAUGUGGAAGGAAUUGGAAUACUACAAGGAUUACCAAAACAAAUUGAGAGCUUACCUUGGGAAUGAAAAGGCUAAUGAAAUUUUGAGUGAGUCUAUAUAUUUGAUGAGCUUAGGAACAAACGACUUCCUAGAAAACUACUACAUAUUCCCAACCCGGCAGUCUCAAUUCACCAUCAAACAGUAUCAGGAUUUUCUGGUUGGCCUUUCUGGAAAUUUCAUUAGGGAGCUUUAUGCCCUUGGAGCUCGGAAACUAUCCCUCACUGGGGUUCCUCCAAUGGGGUGUUUGCCACUGGAGAGACUCACAAAUAUAAUGGGACAUCAUGGCUGCAAUGAGGAAUACAACAAUGUGGCUUUGGAAUUUAAUGGCAAGUUGAAGGCUAUGGCGAGAAGGCUGAAUAAGGAGCUUCGUGGGCUCACAAUAGUGCUUGCAGAUGCAUAUCAGAUUGUAGAUCAAAUGAUUAGAAGACCUUCUUUAUAUGGAUUUGAGGUAGCAGGAGUGGCAUGUUGUUCGACGGGGACCUUCGAGAUGAGUUACCUGUGCAGCGACGACAGUCCACUUACAUGCACAGAUGCGAACAAGUUUGUCUUCUGGGAUGCCUUCCACCCUACAGAGAAAACCAAUCGCAUCGUCGUGGAUCAUUUAAUACAUGGUCUUCAACAAACGUUUCGUUGAUUAAUUCAUAUAUCAAAAACCAGAAAAACAAAUCUAUGAUCAAUUUCUACUGGAUUUAAUUUGAUGAUGUUCAUGAUAUUAAAUGCAUGUUAAUUUAAAUAUUUCAUCUUUGGAAGUACCUUUUGAAGAGAGAAUAUUUUUCUGUUGUGUAUCUUUGUUUUUUGAUUAUUAUAUUUAAGCAAUAUGGUUGUUAGGU
This is a messenger RNA of Corylus avellana, 1342 nucleotides long. RefSeq names its product GDSL esterase/lipase At2g42990. Gene Ontology annotation, molecular function: hydrolase activity, acting on ester bonds. NCBI's taxonomy places the organism in Eukaryota, Viridiplantae, Streptophyta, Magnoliopsida, Fagales, Betulaceae. The record is from RefSeq and is a predicted model, not a curated record.